Pediculus humanus corporis (human body louse) is the source of this 2406-nucleotide messenger RNA. RefSeq lists its product as uncharacterized. Bases 1 to 2406 code for a protein of 801 amino acids. The transcript has 7 exons. Lineage: Eukaryota; Metazoa; Arthropoda; Insecta; Psocodea; Pediculidae. The record is from RefSeq and is a predicted model, not a curated record.
AUGAGUGAUGAAUGUGACAAUGAUAAGCCAGAUUGGUUAAAUGAUUUUCAAAAUAAACAUUCCGCAGUUUCUGAAAACAAAACUCUUAUCACAAAAAAUAAUGAUAAAAUAGAUUUUGAAUUGUGCAGUUCGCCAGUGGGUGUAUCACCAAGGUAUGGACGACGAUCUUUUCCAGGAGCAUUGUCAGUUGGAAAUAGUCCUACCAAAAAGUCUCUUGCCAAAGACAAAACAACUUUAAGAAGUUAUUCGGCACGUCCCUCACUAUUAAGUACAAGAUUAUCUGGAAAGAAUUAUAGUACAAAAGACCAAAAAUAUGAAGAAGACUUAGAAAUUGUUCAAGAUAAUUUCAAACAAUUUUUUACCAGUGAAUCUCAUGUAACUACCUCUGAAAAUACUCUCGACAUCAGACAAGAAAACAUUGCAAAAUUAGAAGAUUCAUGGAAUUCGUUACAUAUAUUUAAUAUUAAACAAAAAGGAAGAUUAGGAAUAGAAACUUUAAAAAGUCAUGAUAUUUUAAAUGAUAAAGAUAAUUUUAUCUCAGUAGAUAAUAAAACAAACAACCAAAAUUUAAAUAAAAAAAAUUCUCAACUUAUCGAUAGUACCGAUCUCAAAAAUUACAAAUUAAAUAAUAGUAGGCAUUCGGAUAGCACUCAUUCAUCGAAUGUUUCAUCCGAGCACUUAGAAAGUUCCAGAAAAAAAAAUCUGUGUUCAUCUUCAAAAAAAAUUAUUAAAGACUUUAUAAUUCCUGAAUUACCAUCUGGAAAACAUUUGGUGUUUAAUAUAACAUCAACAUGGGGUGAUAAACAUUACUUGGGUUUGAACGGUAUUGAAAUUUUUAACAUUCAGGGUAAAAAAAUUCAAAUAGACUCUAUAUCUGCUGAUCCUCCAGAUAUUAAUAUACUACCAGACUAUUCGAAAGAUCCGAGAGUUGUGCAAAAUUUAAUUGAUAACGUUUAUUUAACGCAAGAUGAUAUGCACAUGUGGUUAACUCCUUUCACUCCUAAAUCUAAUCACUAUAUUUUUAUAAAUUUUAAAAAAACUGAAAAAUUAGCUUUAAUGAGAAUUUGGAAUUACAAUAAGAGUAGGAUACAUUGUUUAAGAGGGGCCAAAGAUAUGGAAAUAAAAUUAGAUAACAAUUUAAUAUUCAUUGGCGAAAUUGCAAAAGCAUCAGGUGAAAUUAUGAACAGCAUAAAUUGUUUGGGAGAAACGAUUUUAUUCACGACAAACGAAAAUAUAUUAGAAUUGAUCGCCGGCAACGAUGAUUAUUUUAAUUUCGGAGGAUUUUGCGAUUAUUUGGAUGAAGCCGAAAUAAUAUCGGAGGAAAAUCGGCCAUUGACCGGUAAAACGAAAGAAAACAUGAGGAUGAUACCGUUUAUGAAUUGUAGUAAAAAAAUCAGCAAAAGUAUUUCACAUUCGUCUCUAUUAGGUGAUUCGUUUGAAAAAGAUGAAAAUUUUAACGACGAAACUGGAAAAAAGGUGACAGACGAUAAAAAAAUUGAAUUUUUGAAUUUGUUUGAAAAAUCUCAGUUAAUAAAUAUCUAUGAUAAAAAUAAUUCGUUGGAAAAAUUAAAAUUUAGUAAGUCGUUCAAAGUAUUUAGCAGUAAAAUAGCUUGGGAUAAUUUGGGUACGUCAGAAAAUGAUUUACCCAAAAAAAUUUACGGUAGACAAAUUUCAGCUUUAGAAUUCGAUAGAGAGCCGAAAAUAACGGAUAAGGAGGGGAACGACGACAUCGAUGAUAAAAAUACGUUUUAUUUACCAUCUUUUUUCCCUCUUGCAUCUGACGUUGCCUACGAAACCCUCUACAUUCCAACCGGUUUUAAUUUUACCAUACAAAUUCAUUCGACUUGGGGAGAUCUUUACUACGUCGGACUCAACGGAUUACAAAUUUACGACGAAAAUGGAAAAAUAAUCAAAUUACUUCCUUCGAAUAUAACCGCCGAACCGGAAAGUGUUAACAUAUUAAACGGAAUUAAAAACGAUGCGAGAACUCCGGAUAAAUUAAUCGAUGGAAUCAACGAUACGACAGAUGAUCGUCACAUGUGGUUGGCACCAGUUCUUCCUCUUACAAUAAAUAAAAUAGAUUUGAAAUUUCACGAACCAGUUACACUUACAUGCAUAAAAUUAUGGAACUAUGCAAAAACUCCAAGCAGAGGAGUGAGAGAAUUCGGAGUUUUAGUCGACGGACUUUUGAUAUAUAACGGAGAAAUGGAACAAGUGAUAACAACAGCCGAUAAUAAAUUUGUUAAAGUGCCUUGCAAAACCGUCAAUUUUUCAGAGGGUGAACAAUUUUCGAAUAACAGUAAUAGUUUAAAAAUGGUGGUGGAAAAAGGUCAAACGAACGAAAAUGAAACGAAGGAUAUAGAUCAAUCUAAAAGACCAUUCACGACAAUGACUAGUCACUCGUAA